Messenger RNA from Leptosia nina, 321 nucleotides. Lineage: Eukaryota; Metazoa; Arthropoda; Insecta; Lepidoptera; Pieridae. The record is from the annotation of a GenBank genome assembly.
AUGCCUGGUGUCCAGGGAGGUUUAGCAAUCAGUGGGGAUUCCCCCGCGGCUGUAUUAAUCACAAGUCGUGCUCUACAUCGCUCACCCAACACUGUAAUGUCGCCUAACAUUAUCAGUGACACUGAUAACUCCGUAUUAGAGGAGAUAGUCAGUUCCGUGCACAGUUCCGAGCACCUAGCUACAGCUAGAUCCAAGUGGAGACGCGAUACUUGCGACUGUGUGCGUGCCCCGGUCGGGGGAUCCCGUGGGACGGAAGAAAGUGUGGCCGACUCGCCACCUGGGACCGCGGGGGUGAAACGAGGGUUCUCAAGGAAAGGAUAA